Molecule: messenger RNA, 1461 nt
Organism: Tetrahymena thermophila SB210
Lineage: Eukaryota; Ciliophora; Oligohymenophorea; Hymenostomatida; Tetrahymenidae
Product: outer dense fiber protein
Exons: 18
Source: RefSeq, a predicted model, not a curated record
UAAAGUCCAAUCGAACAUAAAUUGAUUAGUUUAAUCAAUCAAUUAUAAAAUAUAUAAUUUCAAAACAAAUAAAUAAGUAAAUCUAUUCAAAGCAACUUAAAAAACAAAAUACUUCUAUCCAAGUUUUAUUAGUAAUUUAGCAAAUAAAAAAUAUUUAAAAUGGUUAGCGCUUGGUCCUUCGGUACUUCUCUAAGAGAUAGGGGCAGAUCAAAUGACACACCUGGUCCUGGUUCAUAUUCUGCUUAAAAGUAGCCUAAGCAAAUACCUCCUUAAUGGAAAAUGGGCUCAUCUGGAAGAAGUGGUCUCCUUCUCAAUACCUCUCCUGGUCCCGGAUCAUACUAACUCAAGCCAAAGUUUGGUAAUGAAGGUAGUAAGUAUACCAUCGUUGGUAAGCCAUAGUCUAGACCCCUCACAGCAGGAUCUUAACCUGGUCCUGGCGCCUACAAUCCCAAUGCCUCUGUAUCAUUAAGAACACUACCAAAAUAUACUUUCUCCUCAAAAGCUGGUGUUCCAGGUGAAAGAGUAAAAACUCCUGGACCAGGAUAAUACUCACAUUCUUCAACUGUUCUGAAUAGACCUUCUAUGAUCUUUCCAAGAUCUACUAGAAAUGAGUUAUAUUACACUGGAAAUACUCCUGGUCCAGGAAGUUAUUCUAGAAUGUUAAUGAAUUCAGCAUAAGGUCCUAAAUUUGGGUUUGGUACAAGCACAAGAGAUGAUUUUAAUCACACAUCAUUUAGGCAAUCUCCUGGGCCUGGAAAUUAUAACCUCAAUAGCAGUUUUAACUCUUCAAAAGGAUUUAGUAUGAGUUUCCGUCAAAAACUACCUGGCGAUUAAGAAAAAGUACCUGGACCUGGAAGUUAUAACCCAAGCUUAAUUAUGAAAAAGUCAUCACCAGCAUUUAAAAUUGGAACUUCAUUAAGAGGAAAAGAUUACUUUGAUUAGUCAUAGCCAGGACCUGGAGCAUAUUAGCCACGUAUGUAUAAUAGACCAACAACACCUUCUGUAAAAAUGGGCCACGAUUAAAGAAAGCCAUUAAGUUGUACUGAAUUAACUCCUGGACCUGGAUAGUAUAGCUUACCAGGAACAAACACUGGUCCUAAGUUAACAAUUAAAGGGUCUACUUCUACCGAUCCAGUUACUCUUGAAAAAUCUAGAAUCCCUGGUCCUGGUUAAUAUUAACCUAGCGAGAGCUUUUCUAGUUUAAAGUAAAGACCUGCAUCAGCAAGAAUUGGAAGUGGACAAAGAUCUAAUUUCUUAGCCACCACUGCUGUCCCUGGGCCGGGAAAUUAUUAGAUUGGAGGAGAUAUCUAAGGCCCUAAAUGGGGAUUUGGAACCAGUUAAUAGCGUAUUAACGAUUAAGCUAAGGCCCAUAUAAACUAACCUGGUCCAGGUGCAUAUAAUCUUAAACCUUUCUUUGCAGAUGUUCCUUCUUACUUAAUGCCUCAUAAACCUCCUUAAUGA